UGUGGGGUGGACCAUACAGUGACUCUCUGUAAGCCUUUCAUUUAAAGAAAGUAUACGACGAUCAGGUGAAACAUUGAGCAUCGCAUAGUGCAACGAUAUCCUGUCAUUCACAAGAUGGAUCUUUUUAUAAUUCUGCUAAUGUGUUAUGGUACGUUAAUACGAAUAAGCCUGACAGAAUCUCAAGUUAGCAUACCAGACGAGCUUAAGAUAUGCUACGUAAAUAAUAAUAUCCAAGAUUUUCAUCUACCUAUGAAUAUACGUGUGCUACUAGACAUUAUUCGUAAAACAGAAAGGUAUUAUUACUCAAUGAUGGACAUAAGAACAAUGUCAUCCUCCUUGAUGCACAGAUUUAAGCUCGAUGGCAUUGAACACUAUGAAAACAUAAGGGCAAAGAGUGGAAUACUUCCCUACGGGCAAUCUGGAAAGCAAAGCGUCAAGUAUAAGUUAGUCAAGCAAAUGGUUCCGGGACAACCUGAACUUUUUCCAUCAGAUGCACUUACAGCAAUAGAACGAUGCACUCUGCAUCAAGCCAUCUCAAACACGAUAAUGAAACAAAGCUCACGAGACACAGAUAUAUUGUGUCAAGAAAUUGGGCAAAAAUUAACAGGUAAUUUUUAUCCAACAUUAAUUAUUUAUUUAAUAGUUUCAUACUUGCGUGAAAUAUUUAAGAUUAAAAAUGAGCAAAUGUAUGAUGCAGGUAGAGCUAUAUUCGCUGAUUUGUGGAAUUGUCCAAGGGAAUACGGGGUAAUUCUCACACCGUAUGGAACCAUUGCUCCAGGUGCCAUCAUAGGAGCUAUCGCCGCUGCUCUUCAGCAUCAGAACGUUGGAUUAAAAGAAAUAAUUAGCAUGAUGACAUCUGAAAGACCUAGUACCACAGAGAGCGUGAAUCACAUCGAAGAAGUUGACUUUAUCGUGCCCAGAGAUGAAAUGAUUCGCGACAGAUCAAUGUCGUAUCACCCUUCACUUAUACAAAUAGAUAAUGUUUGGCUAGCAACGAUUGCAGGUGAACUGGCGGAAAUGGUAGUAUAUCAAGGACCGACAUUAGGCCCUAACAUGGAACUUGGAGCCACUGGAUUUUGGAACAACACUAUGCGACCUAAUGAUUUCUAUCUAAAGAAUAAAAACGGCUAUUUUGACGCCACUCGUGCCGAGAUAGUCGGUGACAUCGACGGCUUCAUCGUAGCAAGUAAGAUGCAAACCUGGGUGGAUGACUUUUAUAGCCUUCGUUUAAGUCAGAUCCUUGACAUGUAUUAUUCGGAUGAGGGUUUAACUCUAUUCAACGAGAACCUCAAAGUCUGCGACAGGAGGAAGGCUUUCUCACACGUUGUGCCAAAGACUCUCUUGGAUGAACAGACGUACGUCGCAUCUCAGCUCCUGGCCUAUUACAACAGCAUUACGUUCAAGUCUCCGGAAGCUCUCAGGGAAUUGGUAGAUUACGCGGUUACGAAAUUUUCCGAUUAUGCGAAUAAUCACCUUCUGACGGAAUUACUCUGCCGAGACAAGAAACCCUAUCCACAAGUAGAAGCGUUAAUUGCGUUCGAUGGCGCUUGGACGAGGGAGCACACGAUGGAUUUUAUCGCCGCAUUGAUAGAUGAUUUGGAUGUAUCAAUGUACGGUUCGAAGAUGGGGAUUCUGCACGGUACAUCAGGGCAGUGGUUGCUCAAUGCAACCAACAGUCCUAGUCUCGCUUAUUAUGCAGUAUCUAAUUUUACAAAAAUAUCAUGGCCUACGCGUUUAGAUUUAGCUGUAACGUUAAAGGCGAUAUCUAAUUACUUAAACGAAACUUGGGAGGCGAAGUGGCAACGACACAUAAUAGGAGGCUUUGGCCAAGCGAUAGUGAUAUUGGCGCCAUUAGCGCAAUUUUCUGAAACAGAACAACAGAUAAUAUUAACCUUGCUACGAGAAAUCAAGCGUGCUCAUCCUGAUUUGUAUUUUGUAUAUUAUACCUCACAACGCAACUCCCACCUCUUUCAACCAUUUAUAUUAUCGCAGCAAGAUCGUCUAAUAUUUAAUUCCGAUAUCGAUGCCGUUGUAGAAUAUUUAUCCACCGUGCCACGAACUCUGAGACCAGUAAUCACGUCGGGACUUGCAAAUAAUUCUUCAGAAUUUAAAGAUGAGAUGGAAGAUUACAUAAGUCCUUCGAAAUCAACUACUUACUUAUUCCAUUCAGAAUAUGCUGUUAAUACAGAGAAGUUAACAAUUACAAUUCAUAAUUUUGGAUAUGGAAUGAUAAAAGCUUGCUCCUGGAAUCAGUUUGAUGGUAAAGAACGCACGGUGUGCCAACAGCUUGAGGCACACGAAGAAAAAAGCUUAAUCGACGACUUUAAAUGCAUCGAUGCACGCUGCCCUUACAUAUACCUUCGCGUAGAAAACGCCACUUCCUUGAACAAAUGCGCAGAGAUAGAAUGCAGAUCGCCGAAUCAAGUGAGAUACAUCAUAAGGAUGGAACAUACGUAUAAAAAUUCAGCAAACCAGAUAUUUAUAAAUACAUUUAUAGUACUUUAUUUAUACUUACAACUAACCGUCAUCAACAUGUAAGAUUUGCUCAAUAAAUUUAAAACAAUUC
Messenger RNA from Ooceraea biroi (clonal raider ant), 2566 nucleotides. RefSeq lists its product as uncharacterized. Lineage: Eukaryota; Metazoa; Arthropoda; Insecta; Hymenoptera; Formicidae. The record is from RefSeq and is a predicted model, not a curated record.